CAAAACGCUUGGAUAACAACACACAACAUACACACUCUCUCAUAUCGCCUUUUCUUCUCUCAGAGACGACACCCAAACCCUAAAUUUCUCUCCUGUAUCUCUACAAUUCCUCUCUCCUGCUGCUUCCGUAGCUUCAAAGACCAAAACUUUCGUGUGUUAUCGGCAUCAAUGCCAUGUGUCGGAACAUGGAUACAUCCGCCGACAUGGUCCCGGUGUGUUCUGAUGAUCUAUAUGCGUAGUAUCUCGUUUUGCGUUCUGAUAGCCAUGGCUGUGAAAGUAGGAUGACUUCAGGUCCUAUGAAAUUGACGGGUUUGUAUCUUCCCAUAACCGGUACGGGUUUCAGGUGUUAAUCGUUUAUUUUGGGGUCUUUAUCCUGUCGGAUCUUGGGUUGUCGAAACCGGUCUUGGUGGAAUUGUGGUGGUCGAUAAGUGUAGAUAACAAAUCUUUUGAUUUAUUGGCUCAUGUUCUAUGCUUAGAAGCUCGAAUGUCUUCGGCAAUUAUGUGAUUUCGUGUAAUCGGGAUGUGGGUUUGUUCUUGGAAAAGUUGGAAGCUUUAAAUUAGAUGAGCCACCGGAAAAUUCCAGCAAUAGUCAGGAGCGCUUAUACAUUGAGUUCAAAGCUAUGUCGUUCAAGAGUCUUUUUCAGGACAUGAGAGAAGAGUUGGGCAGUAUUUCUAGAAAAGGGUUGGAUGUGAGAUUCGGGUAUGGGAUGAGAUCAAGGUCUCACCGAGUGGUUCAGGAUAGUUCGGUUACAGUUGAUGUUUUUAAGCAGAGCUGUUGGGCUAAUAUGCCGUCGGAGCUUCUGAGGGACAUCUUGAUGAGGAUUGAGGAAUCUGAAGAAAGUUGGCCCUCUAGAAAGAAUGUAGUUGCUUGCGCCGGUGUUUGUAGGAGCUGGCGAGAAACUGUGAAGGAGAUUGUGAAAGUUCCAGAAGUUUCGGGCAAGUUGACAUUUCCGAUUUCCCUUAAGCAGCCGGGUCCAAGGGGAUCACUUGUUCAAUGCUAUAUAAAGAGAAACCGUGGCAGCCAAACAUACUAUCUAUGUCUCGGGUUAAAUCAAGUUUCGAACGAUGAUGGGAAGUUCCUUCUUGCUGCAAAGAGGAUUCGGAGACCAACUUGUACCGAUUACGUCAUCUCACUAAAUUGUGAGGAUGCCUCAAAGGGAAGCAAUACCUAUAUCGGAAAGCUGAGAUCCAACUUUCUCCGGACCAAAUUCACCGUCUACGAUGCUCAGCCCUCUAAUCCUGGAGUUCGAGUAACCAGAAGCCGCUCGACCAGGCUUCUCAAUUCAAAACAAGUUAGCCCUAGAAUCCCCACUGUCAACUAUCCUGUAGCCCAUAUCUCAUAUGAGCUGAACGUCUUGGGUUCCAGAGGUCCGAGGAGGAUGCAAUGCACAAUGGACGGCAUCCCAGUUUCAGCCAUCAAACCUGGAGGAACAGCUCCCACUCAGACUGAACUUCUCCACAGCAACGUGGAUAAUUUCCCGUCGUCAUUUCCCUUCUUCAGAUCAAAAUCAACUCGCUUGGAGGGUUUCCCUUCACCUGCGCAAAAAGAUGGAUUGCUGGUCUUGAAGAACAAAGCGCCAAGGUGGCACGAACAGCUCCAAUGCUGGUGCCUCAACUUCAACGGGCGAGUCAGCGUUGCUUCAGUCAAAAACUUUCAGCUCGUGGCUGCUCCAGAGAACGGGCCAGCAGGACCAGAGCACGAGAACGUGAUUCUCCAGUUUGGGAAAGUUGGGAAAGACGUGUUCACAAUGGAUUACCAGUAUCCCAUCUCUGCGUUCCAGGCAUUCGCCAUUUGCCUUAGCAGCUUCGACACCAAGAUAGCCUGCGAAUGAGAAUGACCCAUCUGGCAAAAUUUGAUCUUUCUUUUCCUGCUGCAAGAAUUCGUAUAAAGGGUUGUAGCUUUUUCAUUUGUUUGGUCUGAGAUUUCUGGUUUCCGGGUAGGAGAAGGGUAUGGAAGGUGAGAUUGGUUUUGAGAGGGUUCGUGGGCUGUACAUAGUGACUGUUCAUGUUAGGGGAGAUGGGCUUUGUUCCCUUUCGCAGUAAACUAAACCCUGAUGUUUGAUGUUGGUUCAGAUGCUUCUUUUCUGUUUACUUCCGGUUUCUUUAUU
Messenger RNA from Tarenaya hassleriana, 2108 nucleotides. Its product is annotated as tubby-like F-box protein 3. Gene Ontology annotation, molecular function: protein binding. The record is from RefSeq and is a predicted model, not a curated record. Bases 621 to 1832 code for a protein of 403 amino acids. Lineage: Eukaryota; Viridiplantae; Streptophyta; Magnoliopsida; Brassicales; Cleomaceae. The transcript is spliced from 5 exons.